Molecule: messenger RNA, 2106 nt
Organism: Rhagoletis pomonella (apple maggot)
Lineage: Eukaryota; Metazoa; Arthropoda; Insecta; Diptera; Tephritidae
Exons: 3
Coding region: 1-2106 (701 amino acids)
Source: RefSeq, a predicted model, not a curated record
AUGGCUUUGGUGCGGCCUGGAAAAAUCUUUGUGACAGUUGAGAGUGAAUGCGGUAGCUCCAUCAAGAAACUGCAACGCGACAUAAAUAAUUGCAUCUCGUCGCUUCAGUGUCAUCAGAUUGAUGUUUCAAAUUGGGAUGCAAUAUUCACAUAUUUGUGUUCGACAAAACUGCCAGAAACGACACUGGCACUUUGGGAGCAAACCAUAGAAAAUAAAACUGAGAUUUCCAAAUGGGUAGAUAUGGAUAAAUUCCUAUCCAAUCGGUUUCAAACACUGGAAACCGUGACAGGUCUUAAGGGAGAUAUCGUUUCGAAACCUAAACCACCAAGCUCUCGGAAUUCUGCAGAGACGCCUGCAAAACAGCUUGGCGCCUUUCAAGUUAGUGUAGCAAAGGCAACAUGUAAAAUGUGCAACAGCAAUGUACACAAGCUAUCAAAAGCGCUUAUAGAUUCUGGUUCUGAGUGCUCGUUCAUUACUGAGAGACUCAAACGGAGAAUCAACCUGCCAUCAAAACGCUUGCAUGCCCAAGUUUCGGGCAUCAAUAACUCUAUAUCUGCGCAGGUAAAAGAAGCGUGUGCUAUUCAACUUCGGUCACCCACAGACCCGUUAAUUAAUAUAGAAGCAAUUGUGCUGGUUUUACCACAAUUAACCGGGGAUCUUCCGACUUGUCAGAUAAGCGCAAUGACGCGGCAAUCGUUCCCAGAUUUGGUCUUGGCGGACAAAAGAUUCUUCGUCAAUGAGCCAGUUGACCUGGUCUUAGGAGGAGAUAUUUACCCGCAAAUAAUUUUAAGCGGAAUGAGGAAGAAUGUAUUAAAUACGCUUCUCGCGCAAGAGACCGUGUUCGGUUGGAUACUGACUGGUCGCGCGGACUCAGUCAGUCCAACUAACAAUAUCGUAUCGUAUUUUAACGAAGUCACGUUGGACAAGCAGCUAGCUGCAUUUUGGGAGCUGGAGGAUGUCUCAAAGAAAAAAGGCAUCAACGAAGAUGAUAAAUACUGCGAAGAGCUCUUCAAAGCAACUACAACACGAAAUACCGAUGGAAAAUACAUUGUGUCUCUACCUUUUAAACGGGAUUUUCCGAAAAAUGUGUGCUUAGGACCUUCGCUGAAAAGUGCAUGCUCUCAGUUCUACCGGAACGAGACGCGACUAGCGAAAAAGCCUGUCCUUCAAACAGAGUACAACCGGGUUGUAUCUGAAUACGAGACACUAGCACAUAUGUCAAAAAUUAACAAAAACAUUUCACCAGAUUCAACGGACUGCUAUUUUUUACCGCACCACGCCGUUUUAAAGGAAGAAAGUACCACUACAAAGGUCAGGGUUGUAUUCAACGCAUCAUGCCCAACCGCUAAUGGCAUGAGUUUGAAUGAUGUCCUCCUUCCAGGUCCUGUACUUCAGGCCGAUUUAACUAUCCUCAUACUCCGUUGGAGACUGUUCCAAUAUGUCUUCAACAGCGAUAUAGAGAAAAUGUAUCGGCAAAUAUUUGUAAAUGAGAAUCAAACGAAAUAUCAGCGCAUAGUUUUUCGCACCUGCCCAAGAGAACCAAUUAGCUUAUACGAAUUAAAACCGGUGACUUUUGGCAUCAAUUGUGCUCCUUAUCUCGCGAUAAGGACAUUGCAUGAACUAGCUGAUAGUGUCGUGAGCUCGUUUCCAAUCGCAUCCGAAAUUUUGCGCAAGUGUAUGUACGUGGAUGACGUACUUGCUGGAGGACACAGCAUCGAAGCAGCGAUUAAAGCUAGAGAAGAAAUACUACAGGUACUGGAUUCAGCAGGGUUCCCGUUAAGAAAGUGGACUUCGAACUCCAGUAAAAUACUUGAAGGUAUACCGAAAUCUCAUUUACUCACCGACGAUUUUCUAGAGUUUGAAGAGUCUAGUACGGUAAAAGCACUUGGCAUCAGAUGGAAUGCCAAAUCUGACUACUUCUAUUUCACAGCAAAACCAAUAGAAAAUCGUGACGUCAUCACUAACAGAGCGAUACUUUCAGCUAUCGCCAAACUGUUUGACCCGCUCGGUUGGCUCGCUCCAGUGGUAAUUGUCGCCAAGAUCAUUAUGCAAAAUAUUUGGUUGGAGGGAACUGGUUGGACGAUACCGUGUCUCCGACCACAUUAG